AUGACUGGACGACCUGCAUUCAACGAGUUGCCUCUCCGGAGCGGUGACCCAAAAUACUCAGCUUGGGGUCUCUGGGGACACAACGACGAACUGGGAACCCUCAAUCAUUUGUCGCCUACUGUUACAAAGGAUGCUGUCAAAGACAUUGUUACCGGGCAGCACAUCUCACUCAAUUUGUCAAUCGAUGCCUUCAAACAGCCUAUGAACCCCGUGCGAAAGCCAUGCCGACACCACAUAAUUGCCAAAGGACACGCCAAUGACGACGAGCUUCACAUCAACACUCAAGGCUCCAGUCAUUGGGACGGUUUGCGGCAUUACCCCUACCAGGACAGUUUACUGUACUACAAUGGGGUAACACAAGAGGACAUAUCUGGAAUGACACCGAAUGACAAGAUUGGCAUCCAAAACAUUUCGAAACGCGGUAUCGUUGGAGGAGAUGAUGCAGUGGCAUUGGGAUAA
Molecule: messenger RNA, 459 nt
Organism: Fusarium graminearum PH-1
Lineage: Eukaryota; Fungi; Ascomycota; Sordariomycetes; Hypocreales; Nectriaceae
Exons: 4
Coding region: 1-459 (152 amino acids)
Molecular function (GO): arylformamidase activity
Source: RefSeq, a predicted model, not a curated record